Molecule: messenger RNA, 342 nt
Organism: Sphenostylis stenocarpa
Lineage: Eukaryota; Viridiplantae; Streptophyta; Magnoliopsida; Fabales; Fabaceae
Source: the annotation of a GenBank genome assembly
AUGGUAGAAAUCCAUAACAAUAUGUGUGGAUUACGCCCUGGGAACUACAACAAUGGUCACAAGAUACUUCAAGGUAAUGGCAUGAUUGGCAAGUUGAUUUUGAAGAAUGACCCUCUGCUUAGUCAAAUCAGUUAUCGUGUUCUCCAACUGUUUAACCUUGGUGGCCUCCUUACUUCUCUCCUCUUGGCUAACUUCCCUCCAAUGGCACAAUAUUGUCAAGACUUGAUCGGUAUCACCUUGGCCGAAUCAAGACAUCCAAAUGGUUCCAUCGCUGUGAAAAUGAAAUUAGAAGGGGUAAAUCGGGGCACAGUUGAUGCUACCUUAGAUCUCAGUUUAACAUAA